Molecule: messenger RNA, 2043 nt
Organism: Rotaria sp. Silwood1
Lineage: Eukaryota; Metazoa; Rotifera; Eurotatoria; Philodinida; Philodinidae
Source: the annotation of a GenBank genome assembly
AUGCUGCAAUCUUUCUUCUUCAAAACGAGAAUAAUACCUGUUAUAUUAGCACAUCGAUCAAUUUUAUCAAUUCAAGCAAAGAAAUUGUCUUAUAAAACACGCAUUCGACGAUUGUAUAAUGAUGGAAUAGAUUUAAAACAACAAACUAUCGAAAUUAAUCCUAUAGAACGUGUUCGACGAUGUUCACUUCACAAAAAUGAUGAUAUUUGGACUUUAUAUAAAACAAUGCAUCCUAACGUACGAACACUUGGUGAUACUUUGCAUGAAGGAUAUAUUAAUUCAAAAGAUGGACCAUGUUUAGGUGUUUUAAAAUCAUCGAAUGGUAUUGAUUCAUUACAAUGGCUUUCUUAUUCCAAUGUUAAGGAACAAUGUCGAUACAUUGGUUCAUAUUUAUGGGCAAAAACAAAACUAACACCGAUGCAAUCGAAAGUAGCUAUUCUAUCAUCCAAUCGUCCUGAAUAUUUGUUUGCUGAACAAGCAUGUUAUAAGUAUGGAUUUAUUGUUGUUAGUCUUUAUACUACUUAUGAUGCUGCAACUAUUUUAAAUGUCCUUCAAAGGACUCAAGCUGAGGUACUUGUAGUCGAUAAUUUGAAACGUAUUGAAGCAUUUCAAGAUGAUUUAUUGAACAAUAAUCAAAUCAAGGAGAUAAUAGUCAUGGAUGACACAAACUAUGACGAGAAUAGUAAAAUUCACUCGCUUUCAACAAUAUUCAAAUCAAUAAAGAAUAAUAAUUUAUGUGACCGACCAAUAAUUGAUCCAGAUAGUAUUGCUACGUUUAUCUUGACGAGUGGAACAACAGGAGAGCCAAAAAUUGCUAUGUUAUCCCAUGAAAAUUUGUUAGCAACAGCAAAAGGUCAUCUUAUACGUUUAGACAAAGCUAAUAUUAAAAGACCUUUAACUGAUCGACAUUGUUCAUUUUUACCUAUGGCUCAUAUAUAUGAAAGAUUUAUACUUUUACAAGGUUUAUUACGUGGUACACAAAUAGUAUUUUGUCCAGAACCUGAAAAACUUCCUAAUUACUUAUCAAUUGUAAAACCAUCUCAAGCUUCUGUGGUACCUCGUGUUCUCAACAAAGUUUAUGAUGCAGUUAUGGCUGAAGUGAAUAAAAGUAAAGUAAAACGAUUUCUUGUUCAACAAGCACUACGUCAACAACCGUCGUUUCUAUCACAUUUUGCUUUUCAUAAAAUUAAAAAUCUAUUUGGUAAUAAGGUAAAAGUAAUGAUAACAGGUGCAGCACCAAUCACACCAGAUGUCAUGCAUUUUUUUCGUAUUGCACUCGAUAUACCAAUUAUGGAAGGAUAUGGUCAAACAGAAUCAGCAGGUGCUGGUACAAGUACUCAUCCAACUGAUAUGUCAUAUGGUACAAUAGGAUCGCCUGUACCAGUCGUUGAAAUCAAGUUAGUUGAUAUACCCGACACAAUCUAUCGCAGUGAGAUGAAUCAAGGUGAAGUUUGUAUCCGUGGACCAACUGUUUUUAAAGGCUAUUAUGGUGAUGAAGCAAAGACAAGGGAAGUCAUUGAUAAAGACGGCUGGUUGCAUACAGGCGAUGUAGGCGAAUGGACAAACAGUGGUGCAUUGCGUAUUAUUGAUCGUACGAAACAUAUAUUUAAACUAAGUCAAGGAAAAUACAUAGCACCAGAACGUCUUGAAGAUAUUUAUAUUCGUUCUCGUUGGGUUGCACAAAUUUUUAUUGAUGGAAUUUCUACUGAAGAAACUGUCGUAGCUAUUGUGAUACCUGAUGAAGAAUAUGUUCGAAAGAAUUUUCAACCAAUAGCUAGUGAAACAUCAUUUGCUGAUUUAUGUAAGAAUACAAAAUUAAAAGAAAUUAUUUUAUCAGAUUUAAAACAUUUAUCAGAAGAGUAUAAACUUAAAACUUAUCAAACAUUGAGCAAUAUUCAUCUUCAUUCUGAAUUAUUUUCACAAAAUAAUGGACUUCUUACAGUAACACUGAAAACACGACGAGCAAAUGCUCGAAAACAAUUUCAAUCAAUAAUUAAAUCACUUUAUCAAGUUAAUCGAAUUCCAGCAAGCAAACUUUCAUAG